Hydractinia symbiolongicarpus is the source of this 6360-nucleotide messenger RNA. RefSeq names its product E3 ubiquitin-protein ligase TRIM56-like. Gene Ontology annotation, molecular function: protein binding. The transcript is spliced from 5 exons. Bases 3436 to 5181 code for a protein of 581 amino acids. The record is from RefSeq and is a predicted model, not a curated record. NCBI's taxonomy places the organism in Eukaryota, Metazoa, Cnidaria, Hydrozoa, Anthoathecata, Hydractiniidae.
GGCCAAAUUCCUCAUAUUCCUCAACAUGUUGAAUUGCCAGUUGAAGGUAAAUGUCUGAAGUAAAAUACAUUUUUGAACUUUCACUGCGAACAUUCUCUAUAAAAUCAAAAAGAUUGGGCGACUGUUUCUGCUAUGACGAAUGAGUUGCAAACUGUGUUUUUGUUUCAGCUAAAGUUAUAUUUUAAAUAAUACAUUGCAACUGAAACUGUGGCCGCCUUACUAGAUUCACGACAUGCUACAUUCCUGUAUUAAAACGCUCAAUCAGAACAUGUGACACUGUUUGCAGUUUUUAUUAGGCGCUUGGGUGUUCAAAGGUGUUUCUAAACACGGCGUUUUGACGUCGGGUUUAGUCUCCCGGCUAGUCCUGUAUCAAUACAAAAAAAUGCAAAUAUAUGACACUCGUCACUUUGGAAUGUCUGUUUAUCAAUUCUACAGCUAAAAUAUAUAGAACCAGGGACGAAGUUGUUGACCCUAGAAUACAAUUUCCUGCAUCAAUGCGUAAAAUGGCAAAUAUAUGACACUCGUCAUUUUGAAAUGCCUAUCUAUCAUUUCUGCGAAUACAAUAUAUAGAACCUGAGACAAGGUUGUCGUCCCUAAAUGGCAAUCGUCCUGCAGCAAUAUGAAAAAUUGCAAAUAUACGACACUCGUCUCUUUAAAGUGCCUCGUUUAUCAAUUCUACAGCUAAAAUAUAUAUGACCCCAAAGUACAAUUACCUUGUAUCAACACGAAAAUUCGCAAGUAUAUUGGGCAGUUGUCUCCUUUAAAUGCCUCGUUUGCCAAUUAUAUGGCUAAAAUAUAUAGAACAUGAGACGUUGUUGACCCUCAAACCUGUCCCCCUAGAUCCAACUUUAUUACAACCGAAUGUUAAUCGAGAAUUUAAAAUAUUAUACCAUUUAUAAAUUCUUUUAAUGUGUUCUAUAAUGGACUGUCGAAGAGUGUCAUCAAAGUUUCUGGACCAACAGAGAAAUUCUUAGAUUAAGGCGUAUUAAACAAAAGUCAAUUAAGGUAAUACUGGUAACAAAAACAAUAUGUCUGCCUGGAAGUGUCAGGAAUUCUAUGAUUUUACUCAAAAACUAUAGGAUAACUAAGAUUUAAAAAAAAAACAAAAAGCGGAGUGUCUCUUAACUCCUACGAUGAAGAGCUUCUAAAAGCAAAUACGAACGAUGGCAACAAAAGAUGUCUAUUGUUUCACUGUUUAUUUAAAUACUUUUGGAUUGUGUCAUUUGUGUUAAGUUGUUUGAGUGUUGUGACAUUUUGUAUAUUUCUGUUAAAUAGUUUUAAAAAUAUUUCCAGUACAGAUCUUACGACCUUAAAUAUCAAGUAAAUUUAACCGUUCACGUUAUACUUGGUUUGGAAAAGUAAAUUCAUUGUUAUACAGAACAGAAAGCCAUAUAUUGCAUUUGCUUUAAAUAAAGGCUGUGUGAUAAUAAGUGUAGCGUUGCAGAAAAGAACAUAACACCGAAAAAUUUCGGUCUGGAAAAUACUCGAUUGAUUGUGCUGUAAGUAAAAUAUUAUUUUGGCUUAUUAUUACUUCCUUCGUAAGUUGAUCGAAUCAUUUUUAAAACUUUUCUAUUAUUCUGGGUGCGAUGCAGUUUUGUUCAUUCUAAGUUUAUUGUUUGGUGAUUAUGCUGAAUUUUGGAGGGUAUACUUUUAGAUUCAUAAUCUCGAUUCUUUUUUCACAAAAUAACAGUUGAAUACAUUUUAUUAGCUCGUAGUGACAUGUCACAGAAUACUAUUUCACAUUAUCUAUCGACUUUUCUUCAACACCUUAUUUUCAAAUUCUCACUUUUCAUCACUUAUAUCUUUUCAGGUCACCCAGUUUUAUCUGGGGCUGGGAAUUUACAUGUAUAGACCAGAAUUGAUCUAACUACCCGCGAGACGUGAUAAAAAACAGAAUUGAUCUUUAUAUCAAGUUAUAUUAUUUUUUCAACUUUUUGAUCUUAAAAAUGAUAAUGAAGUAAAAAGAAAUGUUUUAAUAUACAGCGAACGAUUUCGAAUGAUUUUUAAUGUUAGACUCGGUCCACGAAUGCUCGAAAUUCGUUGCAGAGUUAGUUCAACCCGGAAUCUGGUAAACCCUGCACUCAAUUUUGAAUUUCAAAAUAAGAAAGUAUUAAAAAAUGUAUUUCUACUAAAGUUUUGGAUUUCUGAUUUUCAAUUAAAUUUGAAAUCAAUGGUCGUAAGGGUACACACGUUACAUAUAGUAUGAAUUACAAGAUUUUCAAUGAUAUGAAAAUCAAGAGUACAAAUAUAGCGAAUAACAGACUAUCGUGAUUUUACUUAGAAUUAUCAACAAAUAACGGAGUGUCUUAAAGCUCCUACGAUGGAGAACUUUUAAAAGAAAACGCGAGCUAUGGCAACAAAAGGGGUGUAUUAUUCUGCUGUUUACUCAGAUAUUUUAUUAUUGGACAAAAGCUGGCGUGUCGUUUGUUGUUUGAGUAUUGUGAAAGAUAUUUUUGAAAACACAAGUUAGAAGAGAGAGUUUUGUAUAUUUUUGGUAAAUAAUUUUAAAAAAUAAUUCCAAGACAGAGUUUAUGUAAGGGAAAUGUGUUACGAUUUAAAAUAUCAAUAAACUUUAACCGUUUACUAUAUACUUGGUUUGGAAAUGUAAUUUCAUUGGUUUACAGAAUGCUACAUAUUGCAUUUGCUUAAAUAAAAGCUGUUUGUUGCAAAAGUGUAUCUGUUAUUGUGGGUGUGAUGCAAUUUCUUGUAUUCUAGGUUUCUAAAGUUUGGUGAUUAUGCUGAAUUUAGGAGGGGUAUACUUUUGGAUUCAUAAUCUCGAUUCUUAAUUUCUCUUUUCACAAAAUAUUAGUUUAAUUCAAUUUAUUGGCUUGUAGUGAUAUGACACAGAGUACACGUUAUUUGCAAUUUCUCACUUUUCAUCACUCUAUCACAUAUAAUAACUGCUACUUGCCAUAUUUUUGUCUCAUUUUCAGAAAUUUAAUCGCUAUACUAGUAGUUGUCCUCCAUACCAAUUUGAAAAUACCAAGUAAUGUCAUGCAUCGUAAUGUAAGCAUCAAUCGAAACAAUAUAGGAAAUUGCACAAACGCUGAAUUCAAAAGCUAUGCAUCCCUGUGCAUAAAUAAUCAUGUCAUUGACAUGAUUAUUUAUGCAUGGGAAUGCAGAUAAUAUUUUACAAUUUUAUGCUGAUUCACACGAAAUUCAUUUUUUAUUCAUUUUGUAAAUUACUUGUAUAUUUUUAAACCUUACUUAACUGUGUGAAAUCACUGUAAAAGUCUCGUCUUAUCACAAUGCGUGGUGAAGUUUGAUCUUAACAAAACUUUAAUUCCUAGCGUAUGCAUUGAGACGUGUAUGACGUAAAUAUCUUUAAGUGGAAAUCUGCCCACUAAUAAUAAUAAACAAUCUCACUCGUGUGGAAUAAAAAAGAUACUUGAAAUACUUUUAUUUUUAGAAUUUUUUGCAAGUUUCUGCAAUAAAAUGGCUUUAUCAAAAGUUGAGCUUGCUGCAAUGUUGGAAUGCAAGAUUUGUUUGGACACUUAUCAUCAGCCUAAACAUCUAAACUGCGGACACACUUAUUGCCAAGAUUGUCUAGAUCGUAUUUUAGUGUUUAUGGAAGAUGGGAGUGCUGAACUACCUUGUCCAGUGAGGUGUACUAAAAAGACAAUAAUCACUAACGAACAAACAACAUCCUCAUUAAUGACUGUGUUUACAUUAACUGGCAUUUUGGACAAAGUGUCACCUAGAGAAAAUGUAAAAUCUUUAUGUCAGCAAAGUAAAGAGUGUAACCAGAUAAUCAGCUAUUCCUGUACAACAUGCAGUUUAAAGAUCUGUGAAAAAUGUCAAAAUCUUCAUUCUUGUUCCAACAAGUCAUAUAUUAAUGUCAUUUUCAAUCAAAAAUUGAAAGAACUUCAACCAUUGUGUAAGCAACACGACUCGCUUGCAAGAUUUGUCUGUAUUGAUUGUGAAAAUUUGUUAACAUGUGCAUAUUGCACACACAGACAACAUAAGAAUCACAGAAUGAAAACGAUUGAUGAUUUUGGUCUUGAAGCCAAAAAGUGGUUUCAAUCGUUUAUCAGCUCAUUCGAUGAAACAAAAGUGGUGUUGGAAAAGUUAACAAGAAAGUACAGUGACGCUCUAACAAAUUUAGAGAAAGAAAGAGAAGUAUUUGUUCAAAAUUUAAAAGAAAGAAAGUUAAAACGACUAGAAGAAUAUCUCAAAAUGUUAAAUAAAGAAGAAGAAGAUCUACUGCGGAUAUUCGAUGAGAAAUCUGAAGAAUUUAAAGCAAAAUUGAUUUGUGAUGGUUUUGUUGACGAUAAGAAAGUACAAGAAUUUGCAGAUUACGUUAAAGCUUUCAAUUUAAAAUCUCAUUUUGAGUUAGUUACAGAAAAGUUGGAAAUUGAACGACAACUUCGCAAGCUAUCCUCGUUUCCAAGAACUAUCCCAACAUUCAAUUCACACCUUCAUCAAAUAAACAAAGCAGAUAUUUCGUCAAAUCCGUUGGGCGAAAUAAAAAUUUCAAUUGAUGACGUCACCACUGUUGGUGUAGAUCCAAAUGAAUGUUCUGUUUAUAGAAACUUGAUUAAUGAAGAUGAAACCCAACCAAACUAUUCCCAAUUAACAACUGAUCUAAUGAAUUUAGUAGAAAGUCUGAAAAAGUACGAGAAACCAAUUGUAAAUCCUUCUUCUGGAAAACAACAACAGAAUGAUGCAAAGCCAAAAAGGAUCCAGCUUGCUAAGAAGAGUUACUCUUUCGAAGAAAUCGAAAAUAUCAUUAUUAAUGGCGAUGUCAAGACAUUUCAAUCAAUUCUUAUUGAUCAUCCAAGUAUCGUUAAAAUGAGAGGUGUUUAUGAAACAACACUGUUGAUGGAAGCAGCACGUUACAAUAAACCAUCAAUAGUGAAAUGUUUGAUUAAUGCUGGUAGUGAUGUGUAUGCUGUGGAUAAAGUUAAAUGGAAUGCAUAUCACUACAGUGCAUAUUAUGGUCAUCAUGAUGUUUUGAAAGUUUUAAUUAAUCAUGACGUCACAAACAUUAACAACGUAAACAUUAACAAUAACACACCAUUGCAUUUUGCAUCUGCUUAUGGUCAUAUUGAAUGUGUGAAGUUGUUGUUGUCGAUACCACACAUCGAUGUCAAUAUACGAGACAAUUGGAACGAAACUGCUUAUGAUGUCGCUUGUAAUAACACUAUCAAACGGUUAUUACAAGAACAUCAAAGAAAUUAAGAACAUUUUCAGACAAUUAGCUAUACUUUUUAAUUUACCUAAGCAAAUUAUUAGAAGCAUAUAUCGUCUUUUUUAUUAGAACUAUAGGUUAUAGUAGAAUAGGUUUCUAUUUAAUUCAUAAAUUUACGUUCAUAAAUUUCAAAACAUGACUUCUUAAAAAGAAGAAGGUAUAAUUCAUCAAAUACUAAAACUUUAGCUGGGAUGUGUCAUCUUCACCAACAGAGGUGAGUACUGUUUUUGGGUCAGUUUUUGAGUUUUUUGUCAGUUUUAAAAUUUUUGUCAAACUACUGAGGUGCAAUUUUAAAUGCCUCGUUUCUAAAUUUUACGGCUAAGUAUAAGAAUCUGAGACGAAGUUGUUGACCCUAAAGUACAAUUAUCCUGCAUUAAUACAAAAAAUCGCAAAUAUAUGAGACACUCGUCUCUUUCAAAUGCCUCGUUUAUCAAAUUUACGGCUAGAAUAUAUAGAACCUGAAACGAGGUUGUCGUCCCUUAAUAGCAAUUAUCUUGUAUCAAUACGAAAAAUCGCAAGUGUGUCAUAUAGUUGCGAUUUCUUGUAUUGUUACAGGAUAAUUGUACUUUAAGGUCAACAACCUCGUUUCAGGUUCUUAUAUUUUAGCCGUAAAAUUAAUAAGCAAGGCAUUUAAAAGAGACGAGUAUCAUAUACUUGUGAUUUCCUGUAUUGAUACAGGAUAAUUGUGCUUUAGGAUCAACAACUUCGUCUCAGGUUCCAUAACAACCCAGCCGGCACAAGACGUCUAUAAGACGUUUAAAUGAAGUCUAUUAUACGUCUUUGAAAGACAUAUUGCUGUUAGCCGUCUUUCAAACCUCUUUUAGACGUCUAGUUAUAUCGCGUUUAGUUACGACGUCUUAAAGACGUCUUUUCUUGGCUUUAUAAAAGACGGAAUUAAAACGGUAUUUCAAAAGACGUUUAUUAGACGUCUAAAAGAGGUAUAGCAAAAGAUGUCUUUUGAAAGACGUCUUUUGGAUCAAUUUCGAACGAGAUAUUUUGUUCGGAAUGCUGUGCUUAAAAAUUGGACGGGGGUGUAACCUAGAGAUAUCUGUGUUUUUUAUUCGAUUUUGAAAUAAAAUAAAACAAAAAUCACUGCACUGAAUAUAAACCUUAUAUUCUUUUGUUUAAAUUUAUUUUUGUAAAAUAUAAGUUCAAAACUUUUCUAAGAA